Messenger RNA from Linum trigynum, 888 nucleotides. Lineage: Eukaryota; Viridiplantae; Streptophyta; Magnoliopsida; Malpighiales; Linaceae. The record is from the annotation of a GenBank genome assembly.
AUGAUAGAAGGAAUUAGGGGUUACAUGAUGGAUAGGGUGAUGAUUAAACACAAGAUUCUCAUGGACACUACUGAUGAACUUUGUCCUAGAAUUAGGAAACGAUUGGAGAAGGACAAAGAGUUUGCUAGUUUGUGUGUGUCUAGACAAUCUUUACAUGAUAAGUGUGAAGUGAAGAUGGGUGGUGAAGGGUAUAUUGUGGAUCUGAGUGCAAAAGAAUGCACGUGUGGGUACUGGCAGCUCAGUGGAAUCCCCUGUUGUCAUGCUAUUUCUGCGAUCAGCCACCUAAGGAAAGAUCCAGAUGAUUUUGUUCAUCCUCUUUACCGAGCAAUGCACGUGUCUGAGGGUUACAAGGUAGGGAUUCCUUGUCUUGAUGGUAGACAAGCGUGGCCAACUGCUCAAGGGUAUGAAGUCCACCCUCCUAAGGCUAGAGCAUUGCCUGGGCGCCCUAAGAAAACAGAAAAAAGUGAAGGCCACAACGCAAGAUCUUGCAAAGCACCUCCUGCUGCCCGAGAAGAAAGGGUAAACAAUUCCUCUCAAAGGGGGAAGAGAGAUGCUGUCCAAGAAGCGGAUGUGGAUGUGAGGUCCAAACGUGCCAAACACUGCUCCAAGUGUGGACGACCAGAUCACAAUAUGAGGACAUGUCCAUUGAAUAGGGGUCUAGGGAUACAGGACGUGAGAUUGAAUGUUGGAGAUCGAGCUAUGAUUGACAGGGAAAUACGUCGUGCAGCUGCUGGCGUGGGUGUGUAUGUCGAUGAGAACACGGGGAACCAAUAUGUUAGGAUGAAUGGUGACCGUGGCCGCCCUCAUGAAGAGCAACCAACAGUUCCUUUAGCCCAAGCUUCUGUGGUGGACUUACAUGGAAGCCAACCACCACCAACUCAGCCUUAG